This is a messenger RNA of Plasmodium inui San Antonio 1, 2418 nucleotides long. RefSeq lists its product as hypothetical. The transcript has 2 exons. The record is from RefSeq and is a predicted model, not a curated record. Lineage: Eukaryota; Apicomplexa; Aconoidasida; Haemosporida; Plasmodiidae. The coding region runs from base 1 to 2418 and encodes 805 amino acids.
AUGAAGAAAACGAUCGUGAUUUUUUUCUUCUCCUUUUCCUUUUUAAUUUCCUUUCGCUUCGUGCUGUCUGAAAAGCAUGGCAUCCAGAAGAAGAAGAAAAAUCUGGAGGAGGACGACAUGCACAUGUUGAUGAAGAAGCUGGAAAGUUUGUACAAACUCAGUGCUACGGACAACAGCGAAGAUUUUAACAAAGAAAUUGAGGCUUUGAAGAAACAGAUUGAUCAUCAGCAGCAACCUGGUGACGACAACGAAGGGGAAAGUCCAGGCCACCUGCUAGAAAACGAGGCCGCAGACGAUUCGGGCAAGAAAACAAUUUUUGGAAUGGACGAAGACGACCUGGAUAAGGACGAUGGGGACUUGGCUGGACAGAGCAAUGGCAAAUUUAAGGGACAGUCAAGUACGGAUCAAAAGAAAGUGGACGGAAAUGAUGAAAAGUCUGGGGAAACAUCUAGUGCGGGAGAGCAUUUGACAGAUAAAUCAGCUACCGGACCGUCCACAGAAGCUUCGGAUUCCCAGCGUCCUUCUCAACCCCUAACUAGUCGCGGUAGUACAGAAGGAGGAUCAUUAGACGCAACAAACACAGAAACUUUAAGUGAAUCAAGUCCGACUACCUCAACAAAUGGAUCACAAGAAAACGAUGGAGUUGGAACCCCCCUAGGGAAUAAUGGACCAGACAACUCAAAUACAGAACCUACACCCCUCCCAUCGGCGGCUCCAGAAAGCCCGGAAACUUCAUCAUCCCCAACGCAACCUACAUCAUCCCAAGCCCCAGCUACAUCACCCCCAGAGACAGCUCCAUCCCCCACAACGCCAUCUCCAUCAUCCGCAUCGGUAUCAGCAGGUGUAGGCGCUGCUGGGGGACAGUGUCCAAAGGGAGGCACCCUGGAUGUGAAGUACCUGGACAAGCUCUACGAUGAACUACUUAAAACAACAGAAGGAAAGGAUGGAAUUCACGUCCCCCUUUUCCACAGCAAAUAUAAUGACUUUCGAAAGAACGCAAUGAAGAGCCGAAUCGUCCUGGUAUCCUGCCUCCUCCUGCUCUGCGCAGGGCCAAUCCUGGGAGAAGAUAAUAAAAAGGAGAAGAAGAACACACACAAGGAGGAUGCAGAUAACAAGAACAGCGAUGUAGAUAACAAUGAGAACGAUGCAGACAAUAACAACAACGAUGCAGAUAACGAGAAUAACGAUGAGUUAAAAACACUAAACGGGAAAUUGCAAAACCUAAGGGUACAAAUUAAGGAUGAGAAGUUAUCCAAGAAAUUCACCGAAGAUCAAAUUUUGAUGUUAAAGAAAAAGUUGGAGGAAUUCAAAAAUUUAAAAAGUGAGCAGGAGGCGAAAUCGGCGUCACAGAAGGGGCAUACCUCGCCGGGGGCCGAAGGUGAAUUGGACCUUAACGAUAAGAAGAUCGCCGGGCAGACCGUCAAGGCAAAUGAGGACACAGUAGUGAAGAGUGAAAGUGGCAGUGGUGGAGAGGGAAAAGUUGGAAAUGGCGAUAGUGGUGCGGGAGACAGUAAAGGAUUAACAAGCCAAGGGGGAACAGACACAGGGGGAGAAAGUGGAGCAGGAACAAGUGGAGGAGGAGCAAGUGGAGGAGGAACAAGUGGAGGGGGAACAAGUGGAGGGGGAACAAAUACAGAGAGAGAAGAUACAGAUGCUCCAGAUUCAAGUGCUCCCGGUACAGGUGCUCCCAGUGCAAGUGCUCCCAGUGCAAGUGCUCCCGGUGCAAGUGCCCAAGGUCAAGGUCCUCAACAUGAAAAUGAUCCAGUGUCAACAACUGAACCCGCUGCGAAGCCUUCGGUUGCUUCGAACAAUUCCACAGAGGCCACAAACCCAGCCGUGUCAUCCGAGUCAUCCGAGUCAUCCGGGUCAUCCGAGUCAUCCGGGUCAUCCGGGUCAUCCGGGUCAGCCGUGUCAUCCGGGUCAGCCGGGUCAUCCGGGUCAUCCGGGUCAGCCGUGUCAUCCGGGUCAGUCGGGUCAUCUGGGUCAGCCGCCCCGGAGCAGAAGGUCAACCCCACAGCGCAAGUCAAUCACGUGGACAUACUGUACGACAAGCUACUAGAAGGAGCAGAUAAAAGAAAUAUUAUGGACAAAGGAGAGCACCACACUAAGUACAACAAUUUUAGGCAGCAAUACGACCAUCUCAUCCUAAAUCAGACUGAGUACGACAUCAGCUUUAAGCUGCUCGAUACGAUGUUGUCAAGUGGAAAGGACGGAGACGCAAGAAAAAAUGCGCUAGAAGAGACGUUUAAGAAAGCAAUGUACGAUGAGCAGUACAGUGAGAAGUUUAAAAAUCUCAUCUCCGGAGUUUAUGGGUUCGCUAAGAGAAACAAUUUUUUAGAUAUGGAGAGGAUGAACGAAGAAAGCUACAAAAAGCUGUUCGACUAUAUAGGCAGUUUGAUGAACACGCUUCAGGUUUAA